Messenger RNA from Hypomesus transpacificus, 3747 nucleotides. RefSeq names its product nuclear export mediator factor Nemf-like. Gene Ontology annotation, cellular component: RQC complex. Gene Ontology annotation, biological process: ribosome-associated ubiquitin-dependent protein catabolic process; rescue of stalled cytosolic ribosome. The transcript is spliced from 31 exons. The record is from RefSeq and is a predicted model, not a curated record. Bases 154 to 3432 code for a protein of 1092 amino acids. Gene Ontology annotation, molecular function: ribosomal large subunit binding; tRNA binding. NCBI's taxonomy places the organism in Eukaryota, Metazoa, Chordata, Actinopteri, Osmeriformes, Osmeridae.
AGAACAUCCGUAGCCCUUACAGUGAGCGUGAAGUGUGGGUAGACAGCUCUGGUUAGCUAGCUAACGAGUUAGUGUUGCACUGAUGGUGAUGAUCACUUUCGACUAUACGUUCUACAUUCAUAACAGUUAACUACUAAUUAAGAUACAUUCAAAAUGAAAACCAGGUUUAAUACAGUGGAUAUAAGGGCAGUCAUUGCCGAGAUCAAUGCCAACUAUAUUGGGAUGAGAGUUAACAACGUGUAUGACAUCGACAACAAGACCUAUCUUAUCCGCCUUCAAAAGCCUGACUCGAAAGCGGUGCUGUUGGUCGAGUCUGGAAUCCGUAUUCACUCAACAGACUUUGAAUGGCCCAAGAAUAUGAUGCCCUCUGGCUUUGCCAUGAAGUGUCGAAAGCACCUGAAGUCAAGGCGCCUGACGCAGGUGAAGCAGCUUGGAGUUGACAGGAUUGUUGACUUUCAGUUUGGCUCAGACGAGGCUGCUUAUCAUCUCAUUGUGGAGCUCUAUGACAGGGGUAACAUCAUUCUAGCGGACCACGAGUACACCAUUCUGAACCUGCUGCGUUUUCGGACGGCUGAGGAAGCAGAUGUGAAGAUCGCAGUCAGGGAGAGGUACCCUGUGGAGAAGGCCCGCCCCUUGGAACCCCUCAUCAGCCUGGAGAGACUGACAGAGAUCCUUACCCAGGCACCCAGUGGAGAGCAGGUGAAGAGAAUCCUCAACCCACUCCUCCCUUAUGGAGCCACUCUCAUUGAGCACUGUCUAAUGGAGGUGGGACUGUCUGGUUUCAUCAAACUGGAUGGCCAGUUCAAUGUUGCUCAAGAUGCACCUAAGAUUCUGGAAGCCUUAAAGAUGGCAGAGGAUUACAUGGAGAAGACAGGGAGUUUUAGUGGAAAGGGCUACAUUAUCCAGAAGUGUGAAAAGAAACCCAGUCUCACUCCAGACCAACCCAAUGAGGAACUACUCACUUACGAGGAGUUCCACCCCUUCCUCUUUACUCAAAAUGCCAAAAGCCACUAUGUGGAGUUUGAUUCAUUUGAUAAGGCGGUAGAUGAGUUCUACUCUAAGAUGGAGAGUCAGAAACUCGACGUGAAGGCUUUGCAUCAGGAGAAGCAGGCUCUAAAGAAAUUGGACAAUGUCAAGAAGGACCAUGUGCAGAGGCUUGAGGCUCUGCACCAGGCCCAGGAGGUGGACCGUGUGAAGGGCGAGCUGGUGGAGAUGAACCUGCAGGUGGUGGAGAGAGCGCUCCAGGUGGUACGCAGUGCCCUGGCCAACCAGGUAGACUGGGCAGAGAUCGGCAUCAUUGUCAAGGAGGCACAGGCAGCGGGUGACCCUGUGGCCUGUUGCAUCAAAGAGCUGAAGCUACAGACCAAUCACAUCACCAUGCUGCUAAGGAACCCCUAUAUUUCCGAGGAGGAGCAGGAGGAGGUAGAAGAGGAAGAGGAGGUGGCUGAGGUGCAGAAGGGGAAGAAGGGGAAGAAGGACCGUGGUCAGAAGGCCAAGCUGCAGAAGAACAAACCCAUGCUGGUAGAUGUUGACCUCAAUCUAUCAGCUUACGCAAAUGCCAAAAAGUACUACGACCACAAGCGGACAGCUGCUAAGAAGGAACAGAAGACAGUGGAGGCAGCUCAGAAGGCCUUUAAGUCAGCUGAGAAAAAGACCAAACAGACCCUAAAGGAAGUCCAGACCGUCACCACCAUCCAGAAGGCAAGGAAGGUUUACUGGUUUGAGAAGUUCCUCUGGUUCAUCAGUUCAGAGAACUACCUCAUUAUCGCUGGACGUGACCAGCAGCAAAACGAGAUCAUUGUCAAGCGCUACCUGAGGGCUGGUGACGUCUACGUCCAUGCAGAUCUCCAUGGAGCCACCAGCUGCGUCAUCAAAAACCCCAAAGGUGACCCUCUGCCCCCCCGUACCCUGACAGAAGCAGGCACCAUGGCAGUGUGUUACAGUGCAGCCUGGGAUGCCAAGGUGGUCACCAGCGCCUGGUGGGUCAACCACCAUCAGGUAACUAAGACAGCCCCCACAGGAGAGUACCUGACCACUGGUAGCUUCAUGAUCCGAGGGAAGAAAAACUUCCUGCCACCCUCUUACCUGAUGAUGGGCUUCAGCUUCCUUUUUAAGGUGGAUGAGCAGUGUGUGUUUAGACACCGUGGAGAGAGGAAGGUUAAAACCAUUGAGGAGGACAUGGAGCAAGUAACAUCCAGCACUGCUGAGCUGCUCGAAGAUGGAGAGGAGCUUCUGGGAGAUGACAGCAGCAAUGAGGGAGAAGGGGAAGAACAGGGAGAAGGGGACAUGAAGAAAAAUGGCGAGGUGGGGACAAAGGAGCCCAAGACAGGGGAGGAGAGUCAGGAGGAGGAGGAGGAAGGAGAGAGAAGAAACCUAGCCAGCAUUUCCGAAGAGGCCACAGACAACCCGGAGAGAAAGUCAUCAGAGUGUGCCAGCAUAGAGGAUGGAGAGGAUGGAGAGGGGGAUGACGAGGAGGAGGAAAAAGUGAUGGAAACUGAGGCGAAGAGUGACGUAGAGAGUGCUGAGAUCAGCUUCCCAGACACCACCAUCUCACUGUCUCACCUCCAGUCUUCCAGGGGAAAUCCAAGUGCUGGGUUCAAAGCCGAGGUUUCCAGUCAGGCUGAGGUUGAUGCCCAGGGAAGGAAACACAUGACUGCCAAAAAGCGGAGAGAGGAGAAGAAAAGGAAACAGACACAGGAUGGCUCUGAACCCCAGGAGGAAGUAGACAUGCCUCCUCCCUCUGCAGCCAAUCAGGGAGCUGCGAGGACUGGUGGCCCCUCCCAGCAGCCUCUGAAGAGAGGCCAGAAGAACAAGUUGAAGAAGAUCAAGGAAAAGUACAAGGACCAAGAUGAGGAGGACCGUGAGCUGAGGAUGAAGCUGCUGGGGUCUGCGGGGGUGAAAGAGGAGAAGGUGAAGAAAGGGAAGAAGGGGAAGGAGGCUGGGAGGAAACCCCCCCCGGCCAAAGCCCCUCAGAAGCCCAGUGCCCAGGAGGCGGCCAUGAAGAAGUUAGAGCAGCAGAGAGAGGGGGAGCAGGAGGGGGGAGAGACAGGGGUGGAGGUACCAGCUGCUGAACUGGAGGAUAAGGAGGGAGAUGAUGUGGACCAGGACAAUCCAGGAGCAGAAGAGGCUGAGAACUUGCUGACCUCCCUGACAGGUCAACCUCACCCUGAAGAUGUGCUGCUGUUUGCCGUGCCUGUCUGUGCACCCUACACAGCCCUCUCCAACUAUAAACAUAAGGUGAAGUUGACCCCAGGGACUCAGAAGAAAGGCAAAGCAGCCAGGACGGCUGUUUUCAGCUUCAUGAAGGCCAGAGAAUCCUCCACUAGAGAGAAGGACCUGUUCCGCAGCGUCAAGGAUACAGACCUGUCUAGAAACAUGCCAGGCAAGGUCAAAGUGUCAGCCCCCAACCUGCUGGCAGCCAAAAAGAAAUGACACAAACACAGGCCAAAGUGACCAGGGCGAGGUCUGAAGUUUUGCCUCCAAGUUUUUUCUCUGUCCACUGCCGCCUUCUGAACUGAACUCAUCAGCCAAUGCCCCACAAUGUCAUUACAACAGUGGCUAUGUGCUUCAGACCUCUCCAACAUGUGACUGACAUGCUGAAUAAUAGUUCUGAGGAGGUCCAUAUUUAAAAACCAGGACGUAAAUAAUGUACAGGCAUAAGUUCUGAUUUCACUUCUGUCUGUUUAUUCUCUCCCGAUUUGAAAAUGAAAACAUAAUUUUAAACAUUUUGUACAAUAUAUUUCUUAA